CCCAAGAGGACGGGGUGGUCAUAGGUACGUCUUCCCUUUUCUUAGGGCUUUUCAAAGGACCGGCUGGACUUGAACUAGACCUACUCUCGGACUGGACUAUUUCUUUUAUCGCCGCUUCGAUCUCCGUCUUCGAAACCGAGCCGGGCGCAGUUCAAGAGACGUUAGGCGCCGAGCAAGUUACUGAUUGUUUUUCUGCAGCACGCCCUUGGCCUCCUCAACCAACAAUGACUUCAACUCGACCCCUUUCCCUCACACAGACUACGUGCAAAGACUCAACUAUGUACGUUCCCGCCCCCGUUCGAGCACGCUCAUACUGCUUACUACCGAUGCCUAGCUUAAAAAUGAUCGGCCCCGCCAGCGCGCACAAUUGAUAAAGGAGAAGCGAAUGGAUCCCGAUGGCCCAAUGCAUCUCAGCCAGGCCGUCAAGCGAAUUGGUAUCUGCGAAGACAUGUGCCCAGAGUACGAACGUGUCCGGCGCAUUGUGGAGGAGGAUCUUAAACUCCCGGAAUACACGGCUGAGAGUCUGGCAUUGAACGAUCGCAGAGCACGGGUACCGGACGAAUCCCGCAUGGUUAAAGCAUAUCAACGUUCUGCAGCCGGUAUGGAAACUGAACUCGUCACGGACAUCCGGUCACCGGCUGCUUGCCUGAAAACCAUGAACUAUAUGAUGGGCCGUCUGGAUGACGAGGACUUCGAGUUCCUUUACGGUUGGCUAUGGGAUCGCACCCGCGCCGUUCGAAAGGAUUUGCGAACUCAAGCUAUUGACCGACCCGAAGACCUCCGCGCUUAUUUAGAAUGCUUUGAGCAAUGCGCCCGAUUCUUGUUGCUUUCCCUUCAUCACAUGUCGUUGUCCGAAAACGAAGAUUAUUCGCAUCAACAAGAUGUUGAGCAACUCAACCAGACUUUCAUAUCCCUCAAGCAGCGUUAUGCGGAUAACCGACGGGCCAAGAUACUCUCAGAUAAUGAGGCCGAAUUCCAAGCGUACAGACUCAUCAUUGCUCUUUCCACCGGCGACGAGAAGGUGGAAUACGAGAUCCAGACACUCCCGGAAUCAAUACGCCGCAAUCGCAGAGUACAAACUGCGAUGCAGAUCUACCGAGCGGGCAAGAUGGCGAGCAGCAAGAGCCGCACGUUCAGCGAAGCUCAGCAAAACUGGAAAGCUUUUUGGGAUUUGGUCCAAUCCUCCGCAGUAUCCUAUCUCAUGGCUUGUGCUGCGGAACUCUUCUUCAACCAAGUUCGGUACAAUGUACUUGAAACUUUACGCCGGGCAUAUCGUCAGGGAUCCGCCAAGCAGGCAAAUCAAGAGAAUGUGCAUGGAGAAUGGCUGGUAGCCGAACUGGUUGAGAUGCUAGGCUUUGAUUCUGCCGAUGAUGUUCGGGAAUAUUGCCAGGUUUAUGGUUACACGACCAUUACGAUGGAGAGUGGUGAAGAAUAUGUCAACUUCUCUGCUGGCAAGGGGGCUGAAGAUCCGAACGGGCCUAAACCACAAACUUUCUCGCAGAGGCUCGUUGAAUCUAAAAGACAUCACAGAUUACUUUCUGCAGUGAUCAGAGGCAUGUCUGUGAAGGAAGCAAGAAUCAAUGGAUUGGUUGAAGAGCCGGAUCUCGAGAUGGAAGCUGAGGACUCUUUAUUCGUUCCGGAAGGCCCUACUUCAACGCCCGCUAAGACCGGCGCCUUCACAUCCCUUUCGUCGGCGACUCAAUCUCCUUUCAAUCCCAAUGCAAGUGUAUUUCGACCUGCAACGUCUACGGCCCAGACGACGAGUACAUCCGCGGCAACCGUACCCGCGAAACCAAGCAUAUUUGCCACGCCAGCCAACAGCUUUUCUGCAACCACAAAUCCGUUCCAGGCCCAAGCCGCCUCUCAAGCGGGUUCUGCGGCUGAGGCGCCUUCCGUCUUCGCGAGCCCAUUCUCCACGAUAAGUCCAGCAACGGGACAAACUAUCCAACCUGGACUGUUCAAUCCAUCGACUCACUCUAUCAAGUUUGCGGCUAAAGACUCUUUGUCGAACCUCAGCCCGGUAGCUGGAGAGAAGAGCCAGUCAGGGUUGUUCAAUGCAUCUGAUACUACUGUCAACUCCAGCUUUGCCUCCAUUGGAACCGCCUCCUCUGCGCCCAGCUCGUCUACUACCAUCACGACAGCUGGCGCGCAGGAUGCUCCCUCGGCAAAGCCGACGUCUUCCCCAUUUGCAAGUGCAUUUCCGCCCAAAGAAUCGGCACCGCAAGCAACCGUGACAUCACCUUUUUUCCAAGGACUCUCUACUACCAAGGUGGCUACGCCAGCCUCAACAGCACCGGAUUCAAUUUUCAAACCCUCACCACAGCCUUUCAAGACUUCCUUGGAGGCAUCGAGCCCCUUCACUUUUCCAGCGACCCAGGCGACAACACCCAAACCAUCGAUUCUGUCAAGCUCGGUCUCAUCUACUGGACCUGCGAAAAAGGUCACUUUUGCUUUGGCUGAAGGAGAGCCAACGGACAAAGUUGAUGAGCAACGACGGAAGAAGGAAGAGGAGGAACGUCGGCUUCAAGAGGAAAAGCUACGGCAAGCACGGGAGGAGAGGGAGCGUGCGAAGCAGGCACAGCAACAACGGGAACGCGAGGAACAGGAGCGACGGGCACGGGAGGAACAGGAGCGGAGAUUACGGGAAGAGCAACAGCGUCGAGCGCUCGAGGAACAGCAACGUACCAUAGAAGCACAGCGUCGGCAGCAGGCACAGCUGCUGGAUGAUGCUUUCAACGCUCUUACUAACAAUGUGUUUUUCGACCCUAUGGAGGGCUUGUUAACGCAAUUCAUCGAGCAGCAAGUCAAGAGAAUAUUACCGAAAGCGAAAGAGGAUGUUUGGUGGGAACGUGCACAAGAGAAAGCCGAAGAAAUGUACCAACGGAAGCGACUACAACUGGCUCGCUUUUAUGCCGUUCGAUGGUACCAGCAGGUGCAAAAAAAGAAACGUGCACGUCGCGCUCGAGAGAGGCGGCGAUGGUUAAAAGAGCAUAAAACGGAACUGUUAGCAUUGCCGAAAGAGGGGACCAACAGCGAAGACUUGGAGAAUGUACAAGCGAAUGGAUUCAAGAAGCCUAGUCUGCCGGCUAGUGCCAGUUUCGCUUCUUCGAGAAAGAGCACGGACUCUGCGAAGAAGGGAGAAGAGCCAGUAAAUGGAAUCACAGGCAGACUAGCAAGGCCAAAGACGAAGGAGAAACCAGUGCAGCUUCCUGCAGAGAAAGAGAACAUCAAUCCGCUACCACAGCCGAUACCGAAGCCAGUUUCAAUGCAACCAUACAAGAACAACGCCAUGCCCGCCGAUCGCACAGAAACCACUUGGUUCCAGCUGCGAGCCCGCGGACUCGACCCGUCCAAGAUUCUCAAGCGCGGUUUCGACGAUCCCGAAUCCUCAGAAGAGGAACAAGUCCACGAGCAGAACCGCAAACGGGCUCGGACCUCAGCAUCCGACUCGCAGAAUGAUCUGGACGCUCUGGCGCGUUAUGAGCGGUUCAAGCAGACCUUCAAGCUCAACAAUUCGGCUCAACUAACGGAGCACUCGCCCGUUCACGCUCGAUCGCGGAGUUCUUCCUACGCCAGUGCGGCACCGACAGACCACUCACUCUCACGUACCCUGGACGUUGUCGCGCGUGCACGCGCCCUCCUUUCUGAGGGACAUGCUUCCACGCGACCAGCGUCUCCGUCUCCAGGGGCAACACCUGUCCGGCACGAAUUCAGUCGCAGUGUACCGGACUUGACCUCCGGUAUGAAGGGCGGCGGCUACACGGACUCCGCCGCUCGCAGCACCUACACGCAACCGGCCGUCCCCGCCAAUAAACCCGCGUACUGGUACCGACAGAGCCGGUUCGUACCUCGCCAUUUAUACGGCAAAGGACCGGAAGCAGUGCUCGAGUAUUAUAGACAAUCGCGGGGAGUUGGGAGCGGGAGCCUCAGUGGUGGCAGCGUGGGUGGCGGUGGUGGGAAUGUCGUGGGUGAGGAGACAUCGAUUCGGAUGCAGCCGCCGGCGGCGCAACAGCAGGUACAGGACAGUGCGGAGAUUCAGCUAUCCAGCCCGAUUCCGACGCAGGUGUCUUAUGUGCACAUGGAGACGCAGAGCCAGGUGCACAUGGAGGUGGAAAUGCAGGAGCAGACGCAGAUGGGGUCGCAGAAGGCCGCGGAUAUUAGGGAGGAGACGUCGUUGUAUUACAGCGAGGAUGCGGGGGUUCCGCGCAGCAGCAGGCCGUACUAUGGAGAGGAUAUGGAUGAGGUUGUGGAUGCAGCCGAGGACGAGUUCGCUGAGGGAGAGGAGGAGGAAGUCGACGUCGUAGACGAGAGCGAGGGUGACGGGGUCCAGCACGAAGGAGAAGAAGAGUAUGGAAACGACUACUCCGAAGAAGCCAACGUGUAUCGUCGCUACGACAAGUACGACGGCGACGAGGAGGAAGCAGACGAAGAGGAAGGACAUUUUGGACAUGACAGGGAGGUGGAGGAGUACGGGAAGGAGGACCCAGAAGAUGCCAAUGUGUAUCGCUACGAGGACGAGCAGGGAGACGACGAAGAAGAAGGAGAAGAAGAAGACUAUGACGAGGAUGAGGACGAAGAAGAAGACGAAGAAGAAGAGGACGAGGAAGACGAGGAAGACGAAGAAGACGAAGAAGACGAAGAAGAAGAGCCGGAACAGCAAGCCCAGCGCCCGCAAUCCUACAUGGGCGGCGCGACUCAAGACGAUGCGAUUGAGCUCUCCGACUAAGAGCUUGCUUGCCCACUCAGGUGCUGCAUGCACAUCAUAAGUUGGGAGCGUCUUCCGUCCUUCUGUCCUGUAUAUAUACAUCAUCCCAGUGUAUUACUGCAUCCUUGAUUUGGGCAUAGCGUUGGCGUUGGCGUUGUCUUUGCUCUGCUUCCUUUGCUAUCGGUGGGGAGACUUGAAAAGGCCCAUAUAAUGAUACCCCGGUUGGCAGAAUGAUGCAAAAAUGAAAUCAAAAACUGACUGCUACUGUUUUGGCACGGGAAAAGCUAUAUGAUGUUAUCGGACUUUUCGUGCACAAAACGGAGAAGUUGGGACCAACUGCAAAAAAUUGACACCGAUUAGAAGGGC
This is a messenger RNA of Westerdykella ornata, 5071 nucleotides long. RefSeq lists its product as uncharacterized. Gene Ontology annotation, biological process: mRNA export from nucleus. Gene Ontology annotation, cellular component: transcription export complex 2; cytoplasm; nucleus. The record is from RefSeq and is a predicted model, not a curated record. The transcript is spliced from 3 exons. Lineage: Eukaryota; Fungi; Ascomycota; Dothideomycetes; Pleosporales; Sporormiaceae. The coding region runs from base 386 to 4726 and encodes 1446 amino acids.